CCGCUCUUCCCAGCUGCCGUAUUUGAAAAAAGUAAGCAAACGUAGCAAAUAAAAAUUGUAAACACAGCUAAAGGUUGAGCUGCCCUUCUUCUACUUCUACAAAGUAGAGUAGUUUCCUGUCCGUCGGCAGAGACAAAGUGAAGACGACAAGGAUAUAGCAUCAGAUUGAUGGAGAAGAAUGGCCCGAAUCUCGUUGGACUGCCCCAGCUCUUUACCAGGGAUCCCCCUCAGUGUGCUUUCAGUGCCCAUGGAGAAUAAGUACAAAUGUCAGCAGUGUCUCCAGGUCCUGAGGAAGCCUGUCCAGGCUCAGUGCGGCCACCGCUUCUGUGUACACUGCUUCAAGCAGCUCACCAGUUCUGGGCCAAAGCCUUGUGAAGCCUGCCGCCAAGAGGAGAUAUACGAGGAGCCUAUUUCCAUUCUAAAUAGUAAUGAGGCAUUUCCAGACAAUGCAGCCGGUCGAGAAAUAGCAAGUCUGCCUGCCAGGUGUUUGAACCAGGGCUGUGAUUGGACCGGCUCAAUAAAAGAGUACGAGGCUCAGCAUGAAGGUCGCUGUGACUUUGAGCGGAUACAGUGCGAGGCCUGCAAAACCUCCGUCCUUCGUACGGAGAAGGACAGACAUAAUGAGAGGGAGUGUGAAGCGAGAACGCUCAACUGUAAAUACUGCAAAAUGACCUUCAACUUUAAAGACAUCAAGGCCCAUGAUGAGAUCUGUCUGAAGUUUCCUUUACAAUGCAAGGACUGUGGCAAGAAGAAGAUCCCAAGAGAAAAGUUCAAUGACCACAGCAAAUCCUGUGCCAAGUCAAAGAGUGCCUGUCCAUUCAGUGAUGUGGGCUGUAAACAUGUGAUAGAGAACGGGAAGCUCGGCGAUCAUGAGCACAGCAGCACCAUGGAGCACUUGCGUCUGCUGCUGCCCAUGGUGUUGUCCGUGGCUCCUGGUUCUUCUCAGGGAGAGUGGCAGGAGGACUCUGGUCUGGGCCUGUACAGGGCUCCUGAGGAGGGAGUCCCUAUGGGCACUGGAGCUGCAGCCUCCAUGCAGUCUGUGGACGUGGACAAAAAGGUGAACGCUUUAGAAAACAUUGUGUGUGUCCUGAACCGAGAGGUGGAGCGCAGUUCAGUUACGUUGGAGGCUUUCGCACAUCAGCAUCGUUUAGACCAGGAAAAAAUCGAAAACCUCUCCAAUAAAGUGCGUCAGCUGGAGCGGACGGUCAACAUGAGAGACUUGCAGCUGUCUGAAACUGACCAGCUGGUGCGAGAACUCCAGUUCUGCACCUUCGACGGGAUAUUUGUGUGGAAAAUCUCUGAAUUCUCACGCCGCAGACAGGACGCUGUGGCCGGUCGAACACCUGCAAUGUUCUCACCAGCGUUUUACUCCAGCAAAUACGGCUACAAAAUGUGCCUGAGGCUGUAUUUGAACGGCGACGGGACGGGUCGAGGAACACACCUCUCGCUGUUCUUUGUCGUCAUGAGGGGAAAGUGUGACGCUCUGCUCAAAUGGCCGUUCAGUCAGAAGGUGACUCUAAUGCUCUUGGAUCAGAACAACAGGGAGCACAUUAUCGAUGCUUUCCGCCCUGAUGUCACCUCCACCUCUUUUCAGAGGCCGAUCAGUGAGAUGAACAUCGCCAGUGGCUGCCCGCUCUUCUGUCCUCUAGCUAAACUGGCUGGCAAGAGCCCGUAUCUGAGAGAUGAUACCAUUUUCAUCAAAGCCAUUGUAGACCUCACAGGCUUGUAGGGUGAAGCCUGUGGAAGGUCAACCAAAGCAUGUCAACAAGAACACAAUUAUUACUAUAUAAUAUCAUAUAGAUAUUAAUGAAUUAUUAAUAUGUAAGAUAAUUUAUUAUAUAUGUGAAUAUGAUAUUGUAUCAUAUCUACACUGUACAUUAAUGUCAUCAGGUAUCACAUUAUGACAGAUGUAGAGGGGUGUGUAUUAACAAUCAUGGUAGUGGAUCUGUAAUGGUUAUAGAAAUCCAUCCAAUUAAACUGAUUUAUAAGGGCCAACAUAUGGAGGCACUGCUGUAUUAUACCCAUGCUUUAUAGAAGUUAAGCUAUAUCUGUUAUUGUAUAUUUAAGACUUUUGGCAGUACUUGUAUCACAUAAAAAGUUCGUAAUUCAGUAUAAAGCUGCAAGUGAUGAGGUCAAGUGCUUAAAACGUUAAAGGAGCAGUGUGUAGGAUCUGGCGGUAUCUAGCGGUGAGGUUGCAGAUUGCAACCAACUAAUGCCUCUCCCCGUGUGCCAAGCGUGUAGGAGAACUACGGUGGCCAACGCAAAAACGCAAAUGGCCCUAUCUACAGCCAGUUAUUGUAAGAGUAAAGUGCUUAAAGUGUGUGUGGGAAGUGAGUUGUGAAGCAAGAGAGAGAGAGAGAGAGAGAGAGAGGCGGCAGCUAGUAACGAUAUAGACUCCAGCCCAAGCAAGAAAAGUUAAGUGUGUGGUUUGUCCGUGCUGGGCUACAGUAGAAACAUGGCGAUGCAGUAAUGGCGGACUACAUGGAAACGACCUGCUCCCUAUGUAGAUAUGAAGGGCUCAUUCAAAGCUAACAAAAACACGAUUCUUAGUUUCAGGUGAUUUAUAAACUAAUGUAAACAUAGUUUUGAAUAUUAUAUUCCAUUUCUGCCAAUAGAUCCCCCGAAAUGUUACACACUGUUCCUUUAAGUGCUGCUGAGUUAAAUAUCUCUUUCAUGAUAAGAGGUCUGAAAUCAUCUGUCAUUUUAAUGUGACCCUGUUGGCAUUCAAAUGAAAGCAUAGAACUAACUAAAUCUUAUAACAAAUAUUUGUAUGAAAUACCUUGUUAAUAGUAUAUACUAUAAUAUAAUAAUUAGAAUACUCCGCUCUGCAUUAUGUGGUUCUUCUCACCCAGGCUAAACACUGUCCCCGACAGAAGUUGAAGUGUCCCUUUCAUAGUUUACAUCAAAACUUCUACAGUUAUUUUUUAAAAUUCUAUAUAAUUGGAUGCAUUCAAAUCCCAAUGAAUAUGACAUGUCCUGUCCAUAAAUUAACAAAGAUUAUUAAUAAUAAUAAUAAUAAUAAUAAUAAUAAUAAUAAUAAUCAAAAAAGUUUAAAUUCCACGAUUUUUCGCAAAUUGCAAAAACAUGCAAAAACUUGCGAGACUCACUGCCUGACGACCUAUCCUAACCGUAACUAUUCAAGGUCAAUGCCUAACCUUAACCAUCUUACGAGAGUUUCGCAGUUUGCGCGUUACCUUCUAGCCAUGACCCGACGACGCCGAACACAAGUCAUGUGCUCUGCUCUGAUUGGCUUGCAUCUGGUCGUGUCUAGAAGGUAACCCACAAUUUGAGAAACUCUCGCGAGAUGGUUCAGGUUAGGAUAGGUUGUCGGGCAGGUUGUCGGGCACCGAGUCUCGUGAGAGGUUUUGUAUGUUUUUUUCAAGUUUUUGGCGGGUUACCUUUUAGACACAACCUUUGGGGAGCUGUCAUGUCGUCCAUCUUUAUAUACAGUCAAUGGGUUGAACAACAAAAUGCAAUUUGUAGUCCCUCUAUGCUACACAAGAAAAGCUUUUUUUAUGGCUGAGUACGGAGGAUGAGUUGAGGUGUCUUACAGCCUGGGCAACCAAUGAUGUUCUGAGCGGUUUUAAUAUAUAAUUAAUAGCAUAGCAAGUAUAUAUCAUAAAAUAUACCUUCGUAUUUAGCACAAAUCCCUGCUAGUGCUAUUAGCUACUAUUAGCUACAUACUGUACUAUAAAUUAUAUUCACUGUAUAAUCACCAUAAUCAGAUAUAUUUUCUUUGAACAUGUAAUUAAAAUUAAACCAAAAUCUUUGAAUGUAAUCACAUGUUAUUUAAGUGUUACUAUAGAUUAUAUAUACAGUAAUUCUUCGUAGGAGAAUUUUUUGUUUUUACUAAAUACUGUAAUUUAAGGGUGGAUAAAUGUAAACUUUUCUGAUUAUAAUAAAGUACUACAGUGAAUGAAUUUAAGAUUAUUCUUUUUUGUCUAAUGUUUUUUUUUAUGCAUUUUUAAUUCAGCGUGUGAUGCCAUGUUCACUGCUAUUUAGGAACAUACCAUAUAUCCGUUGUGAAGAAAUACAUACUGUAUACAGAGCUGAAAAGAUAAGUCAAUUAAAAGAAAAUUGUGAUAGAAAA
Sebastes umbrosus (honeycomb rockfish) is the source of this 4090-nucleotide messenger RNA. It is a transcript of the gene traf2b, whose product is annotated as Tnf receptor-associated factor 2b. NCBI's taxonomy places the organism in Eukaryota, Metazoa, Chordata, Actinopteri, Perciformes, Sebastidae. Gene Ontology annotation, cellular component: cytoplasmic side of plasma membrane; plasma membrane signaling receptor complex. The coding region runs from base 179 to 1729 and encodes 516 amino acids. The transcript is spliced from 11 exons. Gene Ontology annotation, biological process: positive regulation of JNK cascade; tumor necrosis factor-mediated signaling pathway; positive regulation of canonical NF-kappaB signal transduction. The record is from RefSeq and is a predicted model, not a curated record. Gene Ontology annotation, molecular function: ubiquitin protein ligase binding; tumor necrosis factor receptor binding; zinc ion binding.